GUUUGUCUGCAGCGAAGUUAUUGCAUGAUUCAGGAUUGGAUGUUGUAGUCUUAGAAGCCCGAGACAGGGUUGGAGGCAGAACUUACACAGUAAGGAAUAAGCAUGUCAAGUAUGUUGACUUGGGAGGAGCAUACGUGGGACCCACACAAAAUCGUGUUUUACGGCUGUCUAAGGAGUUAGGACUUGAGACUUACAAAGUGAAUGAAGUUGAGCAUCUUAUUCAUCAUGUCAAUGGCAAAUCUUAUCCCUUCAAAGGGCCUUUCCCUCCAAUGUGGAAUCCCAUUAUUUAUUUGGACUACAACAAUCUAUGGAGGACACUGGAUGAAAUGGGGAAAGAGAUUCCUACUGAAGCUCCAUGGAAAGCACCACAUGCAGAGGAAUGGGACAAAAUUACCAUGGAACAGUUGCUAGAUAAAGUGUGCUGGACAAAUGCUGCCAAGAGGAUUGGUACUCUGUUUGUGAAUGUUGAUGUUACCUCUGAGCCACAUGAGGUUUCCGCUCUCUGGUUCUUGUGGUAUGUUAAACAGUGUGGAGGUACAACCAGAAUAUUUUCAACAACCAACGGAGGCCAGGAGAGGAAGUUCAUUGGAGGCUCUGGACAAAUUAGUGAAAAAAUUAUGGAAUAUCUGGGGAAACGAGUUAAAUUAGAGAAGCCUGUAUCCUAUGUUGAACAGACUGGUGGAAACGUCAUAGUAGAAACAUUGGACCAUGAGAGAUAUGAGGCCCAGUAUGUUAUUAGUGCCAUUCCUCCUGUGCUUAGCUUGAAGAUUCAUUUUAAUCCUCCUUUGCCUUCAAUGAGGAAUCAGAUGAUUAAUCGGAUUCCUAUGGGUUCAGUGAUCAAGUGUAUAGUAUACUACAAGGAUGCAUUCUGGAAGAAAAAAGAUUUUUGUGGUUCCAUGAUUAUUGAAGAUGAGGAUGCACCAAUUGGGUUGGCAUUAGAUGACACCAAACCCGAUGGAAGCUUUCCAGCCAUAAUUGGUUUCAUCCUUGCCCGGAAGUGUAGAAGACUGAUUAAUCUCACCAAGGAAGAAAGGAAAACACAGAUCUGUGAGCUCUAUGCAAAGGUGCUGGGAACACAAGAAGCCUUACAUCCAGUGCACUAUGAAGAGAAGAACUGGUGUGAAGAGCAAUAUUCUGGAGGAUGUUAUACAGCUUAUUUUCCACCAGGGAUAAUGACCCAGUAUGGAAGGAUUCUUCGUGAGCCAGUUGGGAGGAUUUUCUUUGCAGGUACUGAAACAGCUUCAGAAUGGAGCGGCUACAUGGAAGGUGCUGUUCAGGCUGGAGAAAGAGCAGCCAGAGAGGUACUACACUCGAUGGGAAGAUAUUCAGGAGAAAUAUGGAAAUCAGAAUCAGAAUCACCUGAUGUGACAGCCCUGCCAAUAACUACAACAUUUUGGGAAAGGAACUUGCCUUCUGUUCCUGGACUACUGAAAUUGAUGGGGUUCUCUAUUUUCUUUACAUCAGUGGCUGCAGCUGGGCUCUUUGCCUAUAAAAAGGAUCUCUUAGUGCGAAACUGAGAACAGAUGUGCUAAUAGGAAACGAUACAGUUUGGUCUGCAAAUUUAUAUACAU
Protobothrops mucrosquamatus (brown spotted pit viper) is the source of this 1571-nucleotide messenger RNA. It is a transcript of the gene MAOB, whose product is annotated as monoamine oxidase B. Gene Ontology annotation, molecular function: oxidoreductase activity. The annotation marks the transcript as partial. Lineage: Eukaryota; Metazoa; Chordata; Lepidosauria; Squamata; Viperidae. The transcript is spliced from 14 exons. The record is from RefSeq and is a predicted model, not a curated record.